GCAGCUAAUAAAUGCCCAGCACUGAUCGCAUCCUUUCAUCACCGAAAGAGGGCUAAUAAUAUUUUGAUCUCGUACUCAGCAUUCUCUUCUGCCAUUCAAGAAUGGAAUCCAUUCCUCUUCUUACUCCCUACAAGAUGGGGAAGUUCGACCUCCCUCACAGGAUCGCUAUGGCCCCAAUGACAAGAUGCAGAUCUUACGGCAACGUUCCUCAGCCUCAUGCUGUUCUCUACUACUCCCAGAGAGCCACCAACGGAGGUCUCCUGAUCACAGAGGCAACAGGGGUCUCAGACACUGCUCAAGGAUACCCAGAGACUCCUGGAGUGUGGACGAAAGAGCAAGUGGAGGCAUGGAGGCCAAUUGUGGAUGCUGUUCAUGCAAAGGGCGCCGUGCUCUUCUGCCAGCUCUGGCACGUUGGGAGAGUUUCCCACAAUGGUUACCAGCCGAAUGGUCAAGAUCCGAUCUCCAGCAGCGACAAGCAGAUUCCGAUCGAAGCACUGCCCGAGGGCAACGAAGUCUACUCUCGUCCUCGCCGGCUGAGCAUCGAGGAGAUCCCUGAAAUCGUCGACUGGUUCAGGGCCGCCGCCAGGAACGCCAUUGAAGCUGGCUUCGAUGGAGUGGAGAUCCACGGGGCCAAUGGCUACUUGAUCGAGCAGUUCCUGAAGGACAGCUGCAACGACCGCACCGACGAGUACGGCGGCAGCAUAGCCAACCGCUGCCGGUUCGCGUCGGAGGUGGUGGAGGCGGUGGCCGACGAGAUCGGAGCCGACAGAGUCGGGAUCCGGCUGUCGCCGUUCUUGGACUUCAUGGACUGCUGGGACUCCGAACCGGAGGCGCUCGCCUUGCGCGUCGUCGAGGAGCUCAACAAGCACGGCAUCCUCUACUGCCACAUGCUAGAGCCGAGGAUGGAGAUGGUGGACGGCAAGUUGAAGAUCCCUCACAAGCUGCUGCCGAUGAGGAAGGCGUUCAAGGGGACCUUCAUCGUCGCCGGAGGGUACGAUCGCGAAGAGGGCAACAAGGUCGUGGACGAGGAUUACGCCGAUCUGGUGGCGUAUGCUCGGCAUUUCUUGGCAAAUCCCGACUUGCCGAAGAGAUUCGAGCUCGAUGCGGCGCUGAACAAGUAUGACAGGAACACCUUCUACACUCAGGAUCCGGUCGUUGGAUACACCGAUUACCCUUCCCUUGAAGAUUCUUCCUAGAUUAUUCGUGCCAGUUCAGUUCAGUUCUGUUCUGUUCUGUUCUGUUCUGUUCCGUUCCGUUCCUAAUUGUUCUAAUAAAAAUGCAGCCUGCGUGCUGUCGUCGUCGUCCCUUCAGUUUUAUUAUGUAUUAAUUCUCGGAUUUAAAGAUGGAUUUUGAAUGAUAGAAAACCUUCGAACAAA
This is a messenger RNA of Zingiber officinale, 1376 nucleotides long. RefSeq names its product putative 12-oxophytodienoate reductase 5. Bases 102 to 1196 code for a protein of 364 amino acids. The transcript is spliced from 4 exons. The record is from RefSeq and is a predicted model, not a curated record. Lineage: Eukaryota; Viridiplantae; Streptophyta; Magnoliopsida; Zingiberales; Zingiberaceae. Gene Ontology annotation, molecular function: oxidoreductase activity; FMN binding.